CAAGAAUCCAUCAGCCAUCGCCCGUCCCUCUUCCUCCAGCACCCACCGUGCAUCUCGCUCCUCGCAUCCGCCUGCCGCGUCCGUUUGUCUCAGGGCAGCACUCUCCGCAUCCCACCACCACUGAGCUCCCUCUGGUCUUCUUGGUCUCGAACAACCCGCCCUAUCGUACUCGACACUUUGGUCGCAUCGAUCGCAUCCGGCCACUCCCUGCACACCCAACGUGAACCCUCUCAUCUCAAAACACGACCAAUGAGCUCCGAUUUCGCACAUGCUAUCUGCAAAAUAUCCGUCGCGCAUCUGAUCUCCCAGAGCGGAUUCGACAAGUCGUCGUCCCAGGCGUGCGAUCUGCUCACGGAGAUCCUAGAUCGCUACCUGAUCCAUCUCGUCGCGCGAUGCAAGGGGUUUGCCGAGAUGGGGCAGGGCGAUCCCAACGAGAUUAAUGCCGUGGACGUAUCCAAGGCAUUCGAAAGUAUGCGGCUGGAUUUCACAAAGCUGGAAGAGUUCCUGGGCACCUGGAAGCUGGCCAAGGCCAAGACGGCAACGAAAGGAGCCAUCCAUCUCGACCGUGCCGAGGAGCCCGACGUGCCUUCGGCUUCUGCUCUUGCGCGGGAGCCGCCAGCAUUUCCUCGGCUGGAGCCGGCAUCUUUUCCUAUAAACCUCGAGCUGGCCCUGUGCAAGGAGAGGAGACUACCUCCAUCACUCGCCGCCUAUUUGCUUCAAGACGAAAGUGAUGGGCGAUGUCCGUCCAGCCAUCACCCGGGGGCCGAUGAUUCUGCAAUCACCACGGCUUCGAUCCCUCCGCACUUUCCGCCCUUUCCCGAUAUCGGUUCUCUGGAACCCUGCCCAACGUCACCCUCGAAAACACUGCGAUCCUCUUCAACACAGGAGAGCACACCUCCCGCCGAGCCCAGCGCCUCCUCGGACCCACAUACACAUUAUCCUGCUGCAGACCAAGAUCCCAACCGCAAACAGGCGCUGUCGCUUGCAAAUCCAUAUUCGCACACUAUACCGUUCUCUGGGUCACAGCUUUGCUCAUUUGGGCGGCUAUACGAGCGCACGACACCGACCCCUCUCAAUUCGUUCAGCACGCAACCAAGCACCGCGACGGUCUAUCUGAGCCAACUCCUGGAGACCGCCAUCCUGGCAUCAUCGCGACCGCAGCCCUCCCGAGCCGUGCUUCCAAAUGCGACUGCAUGUCGGCUGCUUGACCACCGCGCAACUUCUGGCACUGGCAUCGGCGACGAGUGCACUAUCUUUGGCGCCGAUGGCGGGACUGCCGAGAAAGGCGUUUUGCAUGAACUUCUCAAGUCCUCGGCUCUACCCUAUAUACCACAACUGCUGCUAGAGCACCCACCUGCGCCGCUGAGCAAAUCGUCCAAAGCAAAGAAGACCAAGGAGGCGGCCAAGCCGAGUGCUGUGCCAAUUAUCGCAGCGGCGCCUCUGGUCAUUCCACCGCUGUCGCCUCCUCCCAUACAGGCGGUCAAGAGGAAAGACUCGGACUUUUCUGCAAGCUCACCACCGCCUCCCGCAAAGGAGAAGAAGAAGAAGCGCAAGGACAGCAUCGGAGUCGCCAAGGGUGAUCCAGCCUCGACUGGGGCUCUGGGGCACUCGAGCAAACCUGGCGACUCUGCCGAAUCCGUGCUUCUCGGCAAAAAACCCGGGUUCUCUGAUGCGCUUGAGAUGCAGCCAUCCGCGCGAGCCAUGGAGCCGAUUUACACAAACGACGACUUGGACGGCCUGGCCUCGGGAUCGAUGGCUCCAAAGAUCAAGCUCCGAUUGAAUGUAGCCAAGUCAUCAUCAACGACUGCUAGCCGCGAAGGCGACGCCGACAUGCUGUUCUCUGACCCCUUCCAGCCAGCUACGAAUGGCGAGGCGGACUCACAGGAAGCCGCCGUACCGAACAGACCCGCAGCAACAAUAUCCCUGCUGGGCCGCCCCGUCCGAGCGGACCCCACUACUAUGCAUCCAAUGUAUAUGAAGGAAAACGAUGUCCCGCGCAACGCCAUGAUUUACCCGACUCCCGGCACAGCCCCGAGAUGAGCACCCAACAGGCGCAUCCACCAUCGUCCGCAGACACGCUCGGGCCUCUGGAGCUUCAGCCAAGCCUUAUCCCCAUCUCCGAAGUGGGCAGCCAGCACCCCGACGCACGCGAAGAUGUAAUCCGCUGUAUCUGCACCAGCCCUA
Molecule: messenger RNA, 2184 nt
Organism: Polychytrium aggregatum
Lineage: Eukaryota; Fungi; Chytridiomycota; Chytridiomycetes; Polychytriales
Exons: 3
Coding region: 250-2040 (596 amino acids)
Cellular component (GO): transcription factor TFIID complex
Molecular function (GO): protein heterodimerization activity
Source: RefSeq, a predicted model, not a curated record